Messenger RNA from Zonotrichia leucophrys gambelii, 2219 nucleotides. RefSeq names its product synaptotagmin 11 (gene SYT11). Gene Ontology annotation, molecular function: phosphatidylserine binding; clathrin binding; calcium ion binding. NCBI's taxonomy places the organism in Eukaryota, Metazoa, Chordata, Aves, Passeriformes, Passerellidae. The coding region runs from base 384 to 1667 and encodes 427 amino acids. Gene Ontology annotation, biological process: regulation of calcium ion-dependent exocytosis; vesicle fusion; calcium ion-regulated exocytosis of neurotransmitter. Gene Ontology annotation, cellular component: plasma membrane; synapse; exocytic vesicle. The record is from RefSeq and is a predicted model, not a curated record. The transcript has 4 exons.
CACCGCCAUCUUCACUGGGCGCCGCCGCCGCCGGGGCCCGGUGCGACCCCUCACACACACAGAGACACACACACACACCCCGCUGCCCGCCCGCCUCUGCCGCCGGGGGUGUCCCCGUGGGGCACAGCGGGGCCGCCCGGUGCUGCCAGUGCUGCCGGCUCCCGGUGGGAGCGCGGCUCAGGCACACCGCGGGCACACGCCCCGCGGCUCCGUGCCCGGAGCCCCGACAGUUGCCGAGUCACCGCCGGGCGGGGCCGCCGCGGGCGGGGCGGGGCCGGGCGGGGCGAGCGCCGCAGCGGGACCAGUCGGCAGCUCCUGCAUCCCGGCCGCCAGCAUCCUCCGCACCGGGCCCGCACCCCCGCGGCCCCGGCCUCGGCGGGGCCAUGGCCGAGAUCACCAGUGUCCACCCCGGCUUCGAUGUGUCCCCCGUGGUGGCCGGGCUCAUCGGCGCCACCGUGCUGGUGGUGUCCGUCUCCGUCACAGUCUUUGUGUGGACAUGCUGUCACCAGCAAGCAGAAAAGAAGCACAAAACCCCCCCUUACAAAUUCAUCCACAUGCUGAAAGGCAUCAGCAUCUACCCGGAGACCUUGAGCAACAAGAAGAAAAUCAAGCGGAUCCGCCGAGACAAGAGCGGCGCGGCCGCGGAGGGCGGCGGCGGGGGCGGCCUGCUGCUGGACGCUGCCGAGGCCGGCCUGGCGGGCCCCGGCAAGGCUCCGGACGGACCCCCGCAGGUGGAGCAGCUCCCCAUCAAGGUGGAUUACGGAGAUGAACUCAGCCCAGAUCAAAGCCUCACUCCGGGAGGAAGCAAAACCUCCUCUCCCUCUUCUCCGGGCGACGACGUGAUGCUGGGAGAGCUGACUUUCUCCGUGGACUACAACUUCCCCAAAAAAGCGCUGGUGGUCACCAUCCAGGAGGCGCACGGGCUGCCCGUGAUGGAUGAGCACACGCAGAGCUCCGACCCUUACAUCAAGAUGACCAUCCUGCCCGACAAGAGGCACCGCGUCAAGACCCGCGUGCUGCGCAAGACCCUGGAGCCCGUGUUCGACGAGACCUUCACGUUCUACGGCGUGCCCUACAGCCAGCUGCAGGACCUGGUGCUGCACUUCCUGGUGCUCAGCUUCGACCGCUUCUCCCGCGACGACGUGAUCGGGGAGGUGAUGGUGCCGCUGGCGGGCGUGGAUCCCAGCACGGGCAAGGUGCAGCUCACCCGGGAGAUCCUCAAGAGGAACAUCCAGAAAUGCAUCAGCAGGGGGGAGCUGCAGGUGGCCCUGUCCUACCAGCCCGUGGCACAGAGGAUGACGGUGGUGGUGCUGAAGGCCAGGCAUUUGCCAAAGAUGGACAUCACCGGCCUCUCAGACCCCUACGUCAAGGUGAACGUUUACUACGGCCGCAAGCGCAUCGCCAAGAAGAAGACGCACGUCAAGAAGUGCACGCUGAACCCGGUGUUCAACGAGUCCUUCAGCUACGACAUCCCGGCCGAGCUGCUGCCCGACGUCAGCGUCGAGUUCCUGGUGAUCGCCUUCGAGCGCACCACCAAGAGCGAGGCCGUGGGGCGGCUGGUGCUGGGCGCGCACAGCGGCAGCGCCGCGGGCACCGAGCACUGGCGCCAGGUGUGCCACGGCACCGGCGGCAGCGUGGCACAGUGGCACAGCCUGAGCGAGUACUGAGCGCCAGCCCGGCGCUGGGUGUGCCCGACGCUGCCCUGGCACCGGGACUGGCUGGGGUGGGUGGGUGCAGAGAGGAGGCGGCGGCUGGGUUGGGGUGGGUUGGGGUGGGUUGGGAAAUGGGAAAUGGGGAAAUGGGGAAUGGUCGGGAUUGGGAGCUGGGCUUUGGCACCAGCGGGUUUGUGAGGUGGUGAAGGGUUUUAGAAUGGGCAAUGGAUUGUGCAAAAAUGAAUAAAUAAAUUGGGGAAUAAAUUCUAAGGAAGACGUAAUUAAAAAUAACAGUUCUCUUUAGUUCAAGUAAAGGGUUUUAAAAAAUGGGGAAUAAAUUGUACAAAAAAAAAAUUGGGGAAUAAAUUAUAAGGAAGACGUAAUUAAAAAUAAAAGUUCUCUUUAGUUCAAGUAAAGGGUUUUAAAAUGGGGAAUAAAUUAUAAAGAAGAAAUAAGUUUAAAAAAUUCUCCUUAGUUAACGUGCUUUUGCAAGGUAGUAAAGGGUUUUAAAAUGGGGAAUGGAUUCUGCAAAAAUAAAUAAAUAAAUAAAUUGGGGAAUGAAUUCUA